This is a messenger RNA of Paramecium octaurelia, 667 nucleotides long. Lineage: Eukaryota; Ciliophora; Oligohymenophorea; Peniculida; Parameciidae. The record is from the annotation of a GenBank genome assembly.
AUGAAUACUGGCAAAGGGUUGUUUGACAUAUUUAAUUAUAAACUAAAUUAUCUUCAUUUUAUUAUUGAUUAAUAAAUAUAACAACAGAAAAAAAACUAAUAAAUUAAAAGAACAAAGAAUUUGAGAAUGAUUUAAAUAGUUGAAGAGAGGAGUGGUAUUCAAUCUAUUAAUUUUAGAGUAAUAAUAAUAAUAAUAAUAUGAAAUUGAUGGAGUUUCACAAAGAAUAUGGGAAGAAGGUAAUAAAGCUUUUAAUUUUUAGUUGCUAAUUAAUAUAGAUAAGAAAUAUAGGUAUAUAAUACAAAAUAUAGUAAAUGUAGUCGCUUCAACUCUAAUUGUGGCAGAAUAGUGUUGAUAAGAUGUUUUAAAAGUCGAAUGGAGUUCCGAAGAAAUAUUUACAAAAAUUAAAGAUGAUGAAAAUGGGCAAAUCAAACAGACAAUGCAGUAUAUGCUGUAAUUAAUUCUAAAAAGGUAUAAACUUUGUAUUUAAAUAGAUGAGCUAAUUAUAUAGCUGCCUUGCAAACAUAUAUAUCAUAAAUCUUGUGUUGAUUCUUGGCUUCAAAGUAGUACGAAAUGUCCAAAUUGUCGAUCAGACGUCUUAGAGGCCCUAAAGAAUUAGGAGAAAUGAUUUACAUUUCUAUGGACAAGAUUAUAUUAAAACAAAAAAAUU